AAGGAAAUUGUAGGGAGAGAGAAAGGGAGACGGCUUCUCUCUAUUUUGGACUGAAAAUGAGAAAUUUGUAGAGAGAGAAAGUCAAUAAUCUUUUGCUUUGCUGCUCACUGCUCUGUUCUUCUUUUUCCUUUUAGGUUCAGGUUAAGGUCUUUGGAAAGCAAACUUUGCUGUUGGCUAUGGCAGAAUGCAUGUGCUGAUACUACACUGGUGUGAUAAUCAUGGCAUAUUGCCUUGGUUUAUUUUCCUGGAAAAUUUAGCUAAAUGGAGAGAAAUCUAGGAAAAGGCAUAAUGGAUCAACAGAAGAACUAUGAACAAGUACGAUAUAAUAAUGUGGAUGCUAGAAAUGAGACUCUUGGGUCUGCAAAUCAAAGAUUUUUCCAUGAUCCAUCUAGUAAUAUUAAUACUAACAUCCGACCUCCGGAUUAUAAUAUGUCAAUGGGAGCUAGACCAGUGCUGAAUUACUCCAUUCGGACAGGUGAGGAGUUUGCUCUGGAAUUUAUGCGGGACAGGGUAAAUCCCAGGCAGCAUUUUAUUCAGAGUGCUUAUGGUGAUCUUAACAGUGGGCCUGUUUAUAUGGAUCUAAAGGGCAUUCUGGGAAUUUCUCAUACAGGUUCUGAAAGUGGCUCUGAUAUCUCUAUGCUUAACACAGUAGAAAAACCCCGUCCCCAGGAGUUUGAGAGAAAGACCCCUUCUGUACAUGAAGACAAAAGCUAUUAUGAUUCCAUCCGAUCAGUACCUCGAUCCUCUUCAAGAAAUGAUAUUAGUCGGGGACAUCAAGGGUAUGCAUCUUCAAGUGCUUCCUUCAGCGCAUCCACUAAGGUGAAGUUCCUUUGCAGCUUUGAUGGUAAAAUUUUACCACGUCCCAGUGAUGGGAAACUUAGAUAUGUUGGGGGCGAAACACGUAUCAUCCGAAUAAGCAGGGAUGUUUCCUGGCAAGAGCUUGUUCAAAAAACCUUAGCAAUUUACAACCAAGCCCAUACCAUAAAAUACCAAUUGCCUGGGGAGGAUCUUGAUGCAUUGGUCUCCGUAUCUUGUGAUGAGGAUCUGCAAAACAUGAUGGAGGAAUGUAAUGUGCUAGAAGAUGGAGGAUCGCAGAAACCCAGGAUAUUCCUUUCCUCUAGUAGUGAUCUGGAGGAGGCUCAGUAUGGUUUGGGAGGUGUGGAGGGUGAUUCUGAGAUGCAAUAUGUUGUUGCCGUGAAUGGCAUGGACCUUGGGUCAAGAAAAAACUCAAUUGCAGCAAGUACGUCAGGGAACAAUUUGGAUGAGUUACUUGGUUUAAAUGUUGAAAGGGAGGUUGAUCGGACUGUGACUGAAGCAGCUGCUACUAGUACCGCUGCUUUGACAUCUAAUGCACCUUCACCAACUGUCCAAUCUUCUCAGGCACCUUCACCAACAAUCCAAACUUCUCAACCGGUAUUGGCAAGUCCAUCUAGCACUUAUGCAUCCAGUUCACAGCCAUACUCGGAACCAAAAGUGCGUCAUGGUGAAGUGAGCCAGCAGCUGUCCUCCACUCCGCAGGUAGAUGGGAAGAGUAAUGUUCCUUUGUCUGCUCCACUGCAAUACGGUUAUGGUUCCCAACCCUCUAACUAUGUCAUGCCUGGAGAAAAUUUAGUCUCAAUGCCAUUCCAUGGGCAUGUGGCUCCCCAGGCAGGUUUAGCUGAUGAGAAAAUGUAUAUGGGCUUUCAAGUGCAAGAUCCAGAAGCAUCUGUAAAAGAGGUGAAACUAAAAAGAGAUAGCUCAGCCUCAAAAAUAAAUGAACCUGAAAAAGUUCGAUCCUUAGACAAAGCUCCACCGACAAAGGAGCCAAAAAUGAAAAGAGAUACCUCACUUCCAAAGAUAAAUGAAACUGAAAAAAUUCGGAUUUCAGAGAAAGAGUACAGUGUUCCUUCACAUGCAUAUGACAGUUCUGUUCCAAAUCAUAUUUCUGAAGAGGAAGCAUCUGUUACCAUUUCGGUGCCAGACAUUAGCUCACCUUUGUUGCCCACAAAAAAUUUCAAAAAGACCCAGGAAGCUGUGCAGAAUAUGGUGGCCUCUGAAGUUGUAACUGAAGGGAGAAAGAACAUUGAAGAUGACCACUUUUACGCAUCUGGUGGGCCCUUUACAUCUGGAGGUGGUGGUUCUGAGGCUGAUCCAGAUGACUUUAGCCGCCAUGAACCCUCUGUGAUUCCUCAACGGGUUUUUCAUUCAGAAAGAAUCCCCAGGGAGCAAGCAGAAAUGAACCGUUUGUCAAAGUCUGAUGAUUCUUUUGGGUCUCAGUUUCUAAUGACUCAAGCACGUUCUGAUUCUUCCCAACCAAUCACAGAAUCAGUUGACAAGAUUGAUGAUGGGAAUUUGGCUCCCCAAGCUGAUCAGUCUGUCACUUCUGCAAAUCCACUGCCUACAAAUCCUCAGACUGUUAUGGAUGGGCUUCCACAAUUUGAGAAGUACAAAGAUUUUUCUGAUAAAAUCAACUCCAAUAUUCCUGAGGAGGGGCGUGAAUCAACUAAGCAGAAAUCUGAAUUGAAACAAAUCACAGUUAAGAGUGCUGCUGAUGAAGAAGCAGCUGGGUUAAAUCAUCCCACAGCAAGUCAAGGAACUUCUAUUAAGCACCUUGAAGAUCCUUCCUUAAAGCCAUCUGAUUUUGAGCGAAUUGAGAAAGAUGACAACAAGAAAACUGGAAAUUAUACUAAGGGGCAUGAACACCCUUUGGUGUGGGCAGAGAACCCAAUUAGAGCAACUUCCAAUGUACAGCCUGCUGCUCCUGUCAGCACCCCAGAGCAGGGAGACAUACUUAUUGAUAUCAACGAUCGCUUUCCUCGUGAUCUUUUGUCUGAUAUAUUCUCAAAAGUAAGAAUGUCCCAGAACCUCUAUGGUAUCAGUCCAUUUCCUGGUGAUGGAGCUGGAUUGAGCUUAAACAUGGAGAAUCAUGAACCUAAGCAUUGGUCAUACUUUCGUAAUUUGGCUCAAGAUGAGUUUGUUAGAAAGGAUGUUUCCCUCAUGGAUCAGGACCAUCUGGGUUUCUCAUCUCCGCUUACAAAUGUUGAAGGUGGGGCUCCUAUCGAUUACAGUUAUCCACCUUUGAAAUCUGCUGGCACAGUUGCCUCAGGUCAUCUUAACCCACACAUCAAUUUUGGUGAGGACAUCAGGCAGGAGUCAACUGGUGUUACUGCUGCUAACAACUUGGAUUUAGGUUACAAGUCUCCGCUGAAGGGUGAUGAAAGUACACACUUAGAUGGGCCUAACAACAAAGUACCCGAAUCAGAGUAUGAGGGUGGGAAACUGGAUAUUCAGAAUGCUGGUAUAUCUCUUGUGGAUCUUUCUCUUGGAGAUUUUGAUAUCAGUACAUUGCAGAUCAUAAAAAAUGAAGAUCUGGAAGAGCUGAGGGAACUGGGUUCUGGUACAUUUGGGACUGUCUACCAUGGAAAAUGGAGGGGAACUGAUGUUGCCAUCAAGCGGAUAAAAAAGAGCUGUUUCACUGGUCGUUCAUCUGAGCAAGAAAGAUUGACUGUGGAGUUCUGGCGUGAAGCUGAAAUACUUUCAAAGCUUCACCACCCCAAUGUUGUGGCAUUUUAUGGCGUGGUGCAGGAUGGACCUGGAGGAACACUAGCCACUGUCACAGAGUUCAUGGUGAAUGGCUCUCUUAGACAUGUUUUGCUUAGCAAAGACAGGCAACUUGAUCGUCGUAAGCGGCUCAUUAUUGCCAUGGAUGCAGCAUUUGGGAUGGAAUAUUUACAUUCAAAGAACAUUGUGCAUUUUGAUUUAAAAUGUGACAACUUGCUUGUCAACUUGAAAGACCCUGCACGGCCUAUUUGCAAGGUUGGUGAUUUUGGGUUGUCAAAGAUAAAAAGGAAUACCUUGGUUACUGGUGGUGUGAGGGGAACUCUUCCCUGGAUGGCUCCAGAGCUGUUGAAUGGCAGCAGUAGUAAGGUUUCUGAGAAGGUUGAUGUGUUCUCAUUCGGCAUUGUCCUAUGGGAGAUUCUUACUGGUGAGGAGCCUUAUGCCAAUAUGCAUUAUGGAGCAAUAAUAGGAGGCAUCGUUAGCAACACAUUGAGGCCACCUGUACCAAGCUACUGCGACUCUGAAUGGAAGUUACUAAUGGAGCAGUGCUGGGCUCCCGACCCUGUGGUUCGCCCAUCAUUCACAGAGAUUGCCAGACGCUUACGUACCAUGUCCUCAGCAUGCCAGACAAAACCACAUGGUCAUCAGGCGCUGAGCCAAGUAUGUAAGUGAUGGCUCUCAGUGAUUCCCUUAUUUUGAUGCCCUCAUCGACGAAAUAUGAUAGUGUAUUUUCUUUUUUACUCCAUAAACGUUGUGUAGUAUAUGAGUAAGGGAGGAGGAGCUCCCAUUGAGAGGGUGAGAUAUGAUUUGUGUUUCGUAAGACAAAAAAAAAUUUGUUUAUAUGUAAAGUUAUUAUUUGUGUCAAUAAUAAAUACGAACUCUGUUUUGGUGCUUGUGACUAAAGUUAAUACAAAGUGCUUUUGGUUUCUCA
This is a messenger RNA of Theobroma cacao (cacao), 4468 nucleotides long. Its product is annotated as kinase superfamily with octicosapeptide/Phox/Bem1p domain-containing protein. The record is from RefSeq and is a predicted model, not a curated record. Gene Ontology annotation, biological process: protein phosphorylation; signal transduction. Gene Ontology annotation, cellular component: cytoplasm. Lineage: Eukaryota; Viridiplantae; Streptophyta; Magnoliopsida; Malvales; Malvaceae. Gene Ontology annotation, molecular function: protein binding; protein kinase activity; ATP binding.